Messenger RNA from Lachnellula hyalina, 1182 nucleotides. RefSeq names its product tRNA wybutosine-synthesizing protein (gene trm12). The coding region runs from base 1 to 1182 and encodes 393 amino acids. Gene Ontology annotation, biological process: tRNA methylation; wybutosine biosynthetic process. Gene Ontology annotation, molecular function: S-adenosylmethionine-dependent methyltransferase activity; tRNA methyltransferase activity. The record is from RefSeq and is a predicted model, not a curated record. Gene Ontology annotation, cellular component: cytoplasm. NCBI's taxonomy places the organism in Eukaryota, Fungi, Ascomycota, Leotiomycetes, Helotiales, Lachnaceae. The transcript has a single exon.
AUGAUUACAACCCCGCCAAGACCCCCAAAACCCAAACCAGCAAAUCCGAUCCUGCACGCCGUGACAACCUGGUUCUCUGCCCUACCGCCAGAGUUGCUCGGUACCAUCCAUAAAUUUACGACGCUCCAAGAACUACUCGGUACCGCGCCGAAACGAUGGGUCACAUACCGACCCGUGAUCCUCCUUCCGUCCGGAACCUUCUCCGGCCCCUGGUCCUCCAUUUUCAACCUAUCGUUCCCCUCCUCUCACAGAGAUAACCUCUGUGCUGCAAUCGUCGCCUCCAUCUCCAAGAAAGAAGGGAAGGGCAGCUUGACCCAUCUCGCAAUCAACUCCGGGAUUCCCCUUCACAGACAUGAAGAUGAGGACGCCGAGAAUAUCCUCAGAACGCCAAGUGGCUUGGUGACGCUCUACGGAGAUUUCGGCCCGGCCUUGUCACCAGACCAAGUGCCUGGACUGCAAGACUUCAAGGAUGCCUUUUGGGUAUGCACGAAGCAGAAUGGCAUAUCCCAGACUUGGGCGCCCAGGUAUACGAUGUUUAGCCGGGGGAAUGUGAAGGAGAAGGCUAGACUGCUUGAUUUCCACUCCCCUUCUCAAGUGGAAGGCAGGAGGAGGAGCAGAGAGGUGUUGAAGGGAGAUGUGGCUGUGGAUUUGUAUGCUGGGAUUGGGUAUUUUGUGUUCAGUUAUGCGGCGUUGGGGAUGAGGGUUUACGGGUGGGAGAUUAAUGGGUGGAGUGUGGAGGGGUUGAGGAGGGGUGCGGGGUUGAAUGGGUGGGGUGUCAGAGCUGUUAAGGAGGACGAGGAGUGGGUUGUAAAUAAGGAAGAGGAUGAGAGGAUUGUGCUAUUCGAGGAGGAUAAUAGGAAGGCCGAAGAGCGGUUACAGAUUUUGAGUGAGAGGGAAAAGGAGAGGGUCAGGCAUGUGAACCUCGGCUUGCUUCCUACGAGUGAGGGAAGCUGGGACAUGGCAUUGCGGAUUCUGCAUUCGGAUGGAUGGCUACAUGUCCAUGAGAAUGUGGGCGUCAAUGAUGUGGAUUCUAGAAAGGUGGAAAUCGAAGGCAUGUUCAGAUCCUGGCUGAAAAAAGCAAAGGACGAGAGGGAAGUGAAGGUUGAACAUGUCGAAUUCGUCAAGACCUUUGCCCCUGGUGUGUGGCAUUGUGUCUUCGAUGUUUAUAUAUACUACAAAUAA